Molecule: messenger RNA, 1632 nt
Organism: Anopheles cruzii
Lineage: Eukaryota; Metazoa; Arthropoda; Insecta; Diptera; Culicidae
Product: E3 ubiquitin-protein ligase RFWD3
Exons: 2
Coding region: 1-1572 (523 amino acids)
Biological process (GO): protein ubiquitination; interstrand cross-link repair
Cellular component (GO): nucleus
Molecular function (GO): ubiquitin protein ligase activity; protein binding
Source: RefSeq, a predicted model, not a curated record
AUGGCCGACGAGAACGAUGGCGAGAACAUUGUGGCCGAGAAUGAGAAACGAAAAAGAACCGUGUCCCCCAAAACAACGGUGCGGUCGCCUGCCGCGAAAGGACAGUCCGAAGACGACGACAGUGGGUCACAGUGCUCGAUCUGUCUGGACGAUUGGACGAUUUCGGGCGAACACCGCGUGGUGUCCCUGAAGUGCGGUCAUCUGUUCGGCCUGUCGUGCAUCACCCGAUGGCUGGAGAGCAAUUUGGCCUCCCAACGGUGUUGCGCCACGUGCAAAACUAAAGCUUCCCUGCGCGAUUUCCGUCCCAUUUACGCCAAAGCUAUCCGAGGGUUAGAUACGACCCGCGAAGAGGCACUACGGGCGAAGCUGACGAUCGAGCGAGACAGGGUGGCCGAAUUACGCAUCAAGCUCGGGGCAGCAAAUUCGGAUCUAGCCUACCAGCGCCGGCUGGUCGACCAGUACAAAGCGAAGCUCGAUGGGCUGAACGCCAAGGCUGAUACCGCCGAGGUGCUGAUGCCGACCGGGCGCCGGACGACGUACAUGCUGCACAUGGACAAGAACAUCCAAAUAAGCGCAGAGCCGGGCUGUCGGGUGAUGGCGUUCGCAGCCGGGCCUCAAAUUUUACUGAUUUCGCUCAAGUCUACCCAAGGGCUGUUCCCGGGAUAUGCGGUGCGCUUGCUGCAGGGCCCCGAGUUUAUUGCAGGCGGCACCGUGCUCGUUUCGUCGCAAUCGAUUCGGGACAUCGCGGUAGAUGCGGCGGAUGCUCUGUUCGCUUGCGCUACGAUGGAGAAAACGGUCAAGGUAUUCUCCAUCGAACAGCGCAGCAUAAAACUCACGAUCACGCCGAAUCCGGAAGCGGCCGUGUGGUCGUGUGCCUUCGAUAAGAAGCGGCCCACGUGUCUGUACCUCGGAACGCUCCGCGGCUCCGUGUACGUGUACGAUAUUCGUCAGCCGGAACAGUGCCUGAAGGAGUUCCAGGUGGGCCACGAGCAGAAUGACUUCACGGCCGUCAUUAGAAUCUGUCCGGUCGAACCGACGGCCACCGUACCGUUUGGAGGCUUUCUGGUCUGCAAGCUCAAGUCGCUGUGGUUCUUCGAGUAUACCGCCUCGGAGCAGGUUACGGAGAAUCGGCUCAACCUCGACGGGCCGUUCUGGUCCAUGAGCUACAAUGCGGACAGCCAGUUGAUUCUCGUCACGCAGCGUGUCACACGCAACGGCCAGCGGACAACGCACGUGCUGGGGAUGCUCGAGAAACUGGGCGAUGUCUUUUCCCUGGCUGUGCAGCACAAGUUCGAGGGGUCACAAGUGCAGACGACGAUGCUACGCAAUGCCCAACUACUGCUGCCCAACGGUCAGGACACACUAGUGGUGUCCUUCCUGGAGGACGACCGUAAGCUGGCCACUUGGAGCACCAACUGUGGACCUCGCCCGAUUCAGAAGCUACAGAUGGGCGAUACCAUACUGGACAUUUGCCCGGUGAAGCUCACACCACACCAAACGCACGUGGCCACUCUGUGCGGUCGCCGUUGUCGGAUUUAUCACCUCGAGAGUGCAAAGCCUCUAACUUGGUAAUGGACACGAAUUGCAUUUGCAUUCGCCAUUCGGAUACUGAUCGAUGCCGUGCUGCUGGUU